Callorhinchus milii (elephant shark) is the source of this 854-nucleotide messenger RNA. Its product is annotated as fatty acid-binding protein, liver-like. Gene Ontology annotation, biological process: fatty acid transport. The record is from RefSeq and is marked provisional. Gene Ontology annotation, cellular component: cytosol; nucleus. Gene Ontology annotation, molecular function: fatty acid binding. NCBI's taxonomy places the organism in Eukaryota, Metazoa, Chordata, Chondrichthyes, Chimaeriformes, Callorhinchidae.
AAAGGAAAAGUACAGUUUGGUUUGCUACCUCUCGUUGCUCCAUUGCACGGACCAAACAUUCAUAGUAAUGGCAUUCAAUGGGAAAUAUGAACUGGAAAACCAGGACAACUUUGGACCAUUUAUGAAAGCUCUUGGACUCUCGGACGAGAUGAUCGAGAAAGGCAAUGACCUCAAGAGCGUCUCUGAGAUCGUCCAGAACGGGAACCACUUCAAGAUCACGGUCACUACAGGCACCAAAGUGCUGACCAACGAGUUCAUCGUUGGCCAGGAGACCGACGUUCAAACUCCCACCGGUGCAAAGAUGAAGGCUAUAAUCAACCUUGAAGGGACCAAUAAACUUGUGUUGAAGGCGGAAAAUGUAACCUCCAUCACAGAGCUGACUGGAGAUAGGCUGGUGAAUACAAUGACAAUCGGAAACAUUGUGUACACGCGGCAGAGCAAGAAGAUCUGCUGAACUCUGACUGGUGGAUUUUUUGCGUCUUAUUUUACUGCAUUAUGUAUAAUAACAAUCCUUGCAUUUGAUAUAGUGCUUUUCACGUCUCCUCGACAUCUCAAAGCGCUUCAUAGAAUAAAUAGACUGUAAAGUGAAUUGACUGUAUAUUUGUGGGCGAAAUGUGGAGGAUGUGGAGGAAAGUGGAAAUAUGAUAUGUAAUAUUAUCAUAUUGCUCAAAGCAGUCCAUAGAGUCAAUCGUUAUCAAUGACCUUAGGAUUGGUAGAGGGUGGGAGUGGGUUGUUUGGCUUCCACAAUCACCUUUGACCACAUAUCUGGUUGAUAUGAUAAUUAUCACCAGUGCUUAUAUCACAUCUCUCAUUCUCCCACACCUCCAUCUAUGUAAUAAACCAGAGACUAAUGU